This is a messenger RNA of Parathielavia appendiculata, 777 nucleotides long. RefSeq lists its product as uncharacterized. Lineage: Eukaryota; Fungi; Ascomycota; Sordariomycetes; Sordariales; Chaetomiaceae. Gene Ontology annotation, molecular function: transcription factor binding. The record is from RefSeq and is a predicted model, not a curated record. The transcript has 2 exons. Bases 1 to 777 code for a protein of 258 amino acids. Gene Ontology annotation, cellular component: nucleus.
AUGAGCACAGGCGGGCUCAACAGGGCCGAAACGCCGCCCUUCCACCUGAAGCUCUUCUACCGCACAGGCGCCUUCCACAGACCAGAUGAAUUCAACACCUCCCAAACAUCCCUCCCACCGCACCUCUCCCUCCACACCUGGCCAGACUGCACGCUGCUAGAGCUAUCCCACCACCUCCUCGACGCCUCCCCUUCAAUCCUCCCUUCCCCCGCAAUAGGCACCCGCAUCUGCUUCCGCCUCAUAUACGUUGACACACGGGCCUCCGCAAACAGAAUAGACCGCCCCCACAUGCCGCGGCCGCGGCCGCGGUACGUGGCCAAGGACCUGGGCACCGUGGUGCUGGGGAGGGGCGGGCCCGGCGCGGGACCGGACGAGGGCGUGCCCGACGACGAGCCCGAUGCUGCUAGCGAGGAUGUGACGCUGGCCGAUGCCAGGUUCAUCACCGGCGACUUGCUCAGCUGCGCCAUCCUGCCGCCGGACGAGGUCACGGGGGACGUGAUGCCCGCGAGCAGUGCUAGGACGGGCCGUGGGGCCGGAGUGGGAGAGACUAGGGUCCCUCGGGGUGGCGAUGCGCCGCCGGGCGGAUUACGUGGGAGGGGGUUGCGGGGUGGCGGUGGUGGUCGGCGUGGUUCGUGGGGUUAUGGCGAGGGGAGGUUUCGGGUUUGGGACGAGCCGUUUGGGAGGGGAGGUGGUGGUGGUGGGGUGCCGGAGGGGGAAUGGAGGAGAGGGGAUAUGCUGCCUGAAGGUAUCCCAAAGGGUGGGCGGUGGUCGAGGUAG